GACAGCCGUUCCCUCUUACUGCGCCACUUUAAGUGAAAGCGGGGCGCCUUGAAACCUCCAUGUUUGGAUCUUGAAACUGCGAACGGGACUUGAGCACCAUGUUGAAUCAAAGUUGCCAACUCUUCCAAACUAAUGUUUGGUAACUUUAUAACUUCCCACGUCAGCGGCUUACCGAGCGGACCCUACGGCUGGGGUAAUGGACGCGCUGUAGGCGACUGUUUUGCAACUUUUCCGGGGUCUUUCGGUUUUGUUUUCGUACAUGUUCGGUUCACGCAGCAGCACCGGAGUCGGCGAAACAAUCCCGAAGUUUAAAGCGUGAGGUCCGGACCUGGACGUGAUGGACAACCCGUCCUCAAUAAUCACCCAAGUUAGCCGGGAUGAAGAAGGGAGUAAAGCGCCGUCAGAGAGGGGCUCUUCUCCCUCCCUGUCGUCCAAGAAGCCGCGAAGCAGAGGCCUGUUCUCCGGCCUCUUCUGCUGCCUGUGUCGGGACCAUCCCGAACCCUCGCCUGUCAACAACAACACCCCCCUUUUAGUGGAGGAGAAUGGCACUGUCUCAAAGGUGAAGCCACUGCUGCCUCCGGUCAAGUCAAAAGAUGCUGGGAAGAUCUGUGUGGUUAUAGACCUGGAUGAGACAUUAGUUCAUAGCUCUUUUAAGCCUGUGAACAAUGCAGAUUUCAUCAUUCCCGUGGAAAUAGAUGGAACAGUACACCAGGUUUAUGUUCUGAAGCGGCCGCACGUCGACGAGUUCCUGAAGAGGAUGGGAGAACUCUUCGAGUGUGUCCUGUUCACUGCCAGUUUAGCAAAGUACGCAGACCCAGUCUCUGACCUCCUCGACAAGUGGGGUGCGUUCCGCUGCCGCCUCUUUAGGGAGUCGUGCGUCUUCCACCGAGGUAAUUAUGUCAAGGACCUGAGUCGCCUGGGUCGCGAUCUCAACAAAGUCAUUAUCGUGGACAACUCCCCCGCCUCCUACAUCUUCCAUCCCGACAACGCUGUGCCCGUGGCCUCUUGGUUUGACGACAUGUCCGACACCGAGCUGCUGGACCUCAUCCCCUUCUUUGAAAGGCUGAGCAAAGUGGACAACGUCUACACAGUCCUCAAACAACAAGGGACCCCAAGCUAACGCCGUUCCAAUCUUCAUCUCAGCUCCGAACAAAACGGCAUAGAAACAAAAAAGAAAUAAAUAGUAGUGGAAAAGCGAACAGAAAUGCACACAUCAACGAGGCUCGAGCUCCAGCUAUCACUGCCCACCAGAACACAGCGCUGCUUCACAGCGGACAGAGCCUCCACCCCCCCCCAGGGUCAAACAAACUUGAUUGGGUGUCUUCACAGCAACUUUGACAGCAGCUACGCUGCCACCCUCUGGUCAAACACAGAACUGCGCCUCACGUCAGCUGAUGCGAGUGUAAUGAUUAAUGAAUGUUUAAUGACAUUUCCACAGUGUUGGAGAACUUGCAGCAGAGUUACCGCAGCAGAGGUCAGUGGCCACGAGUCCUCUAGACUCUACCUGGGUACUGGAUGCAGUUCUCUCCUCAGAAUGCGCCUUUAAACUCAUUGGAAAGGAAUUUUUGGGAUGGUUUACAUGAAAACACACUUGGUCCAUCACUGAAAGAGCAGGCGGUAUAUAUGCACUGCACAAUGUUAGUGUUUUCUAAACGUAUUGAUCAGCAUUAAUAAUACACCCUAUUUUUUUUAGAGCAAUUUGGUGUUUUUGAGUAAUCAAGACAGUGUUAUAAAAUAAUUUUAUUCAAAUUAACUACAGCUGGAGCUGUAAGAGGUAAAUAUAUUAAAACAAGUGAUUGGACAGCACUUUAAUGUUUCAUGUGUAGUCUAUAGUGCAAAUAUUCACUGCAAUGUGUAAAUGGAUUAGUGUUGCACAACUCGUGCACAAACGUGGCUUAGAAAACAGCAUGACAAAUACAAAUUUGACAUAUUUAGCGCCUGCAAAAGUAGGUAAUGCCCCAGAUUUGAUGUGAUCAAACAGAACGUCAGUGCAGGAGGACGAGCAGCUGUCAUUGCUGGUUGGGUCGGGGUUUCCAGGGGCAGUUUAAAGACACUCAUUCUUAUGCCCCCGUGUCGAUAAACGUCACGACUGCAGAGUUACGAGGACCAGGACUGCCUUUCAAACCAAACCGGGACACCAUUCGCUGUUAAUGGUGCAUCACGACUGUGUCUGAUUUGUUCCUUGCUUUAAAGCCUCACACAAAUCAUGAACUUUUUAAUAGUUAUUAUUUAACUGCAUGUAUCAGACUGUAUUUAAAAGAUGGGAUAAAGUUCAGUUAUAGUGAAGCAGUUGGCUUGUCAGUUUCGCUCUUAAUAUUUACUUCCCUAAGCGGUACUUGUAGUCUGGAGGCAAGUUUUGGACUCUGUUAGAAAAUGCAUGUUUGGGGAGAGCAAAGCAAUCAGUAGCAAAUAAUGGUUGGGCUUUGUCCAGAUUUAGGGGUCAAAUCCACCUUGAAGCUCUUCAACACUAUUGGUUUUGUUACUUGGCUGAGAAUUUGAAUCUUUUGGACAUAAAUGGAUGUAAUGCUAACUGUAUUAUAAGUGCAGCCAUGGUAACAUUUAACAUUCUUUGGAUUUGAAAUAUAAUCACAGAAAACCAUAUUCCUGACAACAACCGCAUUCACUCAUGUUUUUAUUAUUAUUAUUAUUACUAUUAUUAUUAUCCAGCGCUGCCAAAGGCAUUGUGAGAAGUGUAGGGAAUCCCUGCGUACACAAUUCCUGACAAGGUAGAUGGGGGGUUAGGGCUGGAAUUUGACCUUUUCUAAUCUCGUGCCUCUUGGAGAUCGUCUUCAUCUCAACAGACCAGAAAAAUGAUCUCAAACAGUGUGCUGUUGCCCAUUUGCGAUGACAAUGACCUGAUCUGACACCGAUGAAUGAAAACAGUGGGUUAGACUAUGAGCCUUGUGAUGGGCCAGGGAGAUUAACAGCUGUUGAAUUAUUUUUUUUAUGUAAAACUCUUCUCAAUCAAAUUAGCUUGUUUUUGAAUACUUACCGACUUUAUUUCUUAAUUCGCCCAGGAGUGGUCAUCUGAUACAAUACUUGUCAUAUGUUUUCCAAUCAGACUUUUCCUUGCUCUUCUUUUUACGCAAGAGUUGGUUGGAUACCUCACAUAUUGGUAGGGUAGGUUGAAUAUGGAUCAGAACCACCAGCAGAUAACUACAAAUCUAGUAUCUUACCGUUUUAGGCACAUAACAGGGUAAUUGUUUUAAACUAUCUUUUCCAUGUAAGCCGUUGUCACGUGUGUUAGAAUCAGAAACAACACUGUUUUGAGUUCAUUGUUAAAGUAUUUAUAGGAACAUUAAGUCGUUUUGUCAUCUGAUCACAUUUAUGAGUACCAUAGGGGCCCAUUUGCUGAUACUGUACUUCUUACAGAUUAAUAGGUAUGUAUAUGUUGUUUUGCACAGUAAUAAAGCAAACAAAUUUCAUUAAUAUAUAUGGACUAUUCAUUGUACUGUACUCAUGAUUCAAUAGAUAUAACCUAAUGUUUGACUUUUGUUGUUUAAUCAUACCAAAUAAUGUAUGACUGUAUGUAAUAUUGCCAUUUUCUUUCUCUCCCAUAAAUGCUUAUUUAAAGAUGGUCCAAGUGCUGAUUUGUAAGGCAUCUGUCUUCUCUUCAGGAGGAUGAGAGGAACAUUAAAGCACACAUCUUGUAAAACUCAAUUUUGACCAUUUCGCAGCAUGAAAGCAUGUUUCGCUGUGCUUUUUGGGCUUCUUUUGAUCUCUCUAAAUAUAAAUGUAUACUAAAAAUCAGCUGUACAUCUUA
Molecule: messenger RNA, 3763 nt
Organism: Fundulus heteroclitus (mummichog)
Lineage: Eukaryota; Metazoa; Chordata; Actinopteri; Cyprinodontiformes; Fundulidae
Product: carboxy-terminal domain RNA polymerase II polypeptide A small phosphatase 1
Exons: 7
Coding region: 338-1120 (260 amino acids)
Molecular function (GO): RNA polymerase II CTD heptapeptide repeat phosphatase activity
Source: RefSeq, a predicted model, not a curated record